GCUGAAGGUCCGCAUAAAGACAAAGGGCCUCAGAAUCGCGCAGGCGCAGUUGUGCCCUGGGUCGCCAAGAUGUCGACCUCAAAGUAUAAGCCGUCGCACCUGGCCACUCUGCCCUCGACCCUCGACCCAGCUGAAUACGACACAUCUCCGGAAACCCGGCGGGCGCAAGCCGAGCGGUUGGCUAUAAGAGCCCGGCUGAAACGAGAGUACUUGCUUCAGUACAACGAUCCCAACCGCCGAGGGCUCAUCGAAAAUCCUGCCUUGCUUCGUUGGACCUAUGCGAGAACAAAUGUCUAUCCUAAUUUCAGACCCACUCCUAAAAACUCACUCAUGGGAGCUGUGUUUGGAAUCGGGCCCCUCAUCUUCCUGUAUUGUGUUAUCAAAGCUGACAGGGAUAGGAAAGAAAAACUUAUCCGGGAAGGAAAAUUGGAUCGAACGUUUCAGCUCUCAUGUUAAGUCUGGCAAUGAUGACUAUAUGUAUUCCUGCCUAAAUAAAUAGUUUAUUAAUCAUUAA
Messenger RNA from Chlorocebus sabaeus (green monkey), 514 nucleotides. RefSeq names its product NADH:ubiquinone oxidoreductase subunit B4 (gene NDUFB4). Gene Ontology annotation, cellular component: respiratory chain complex I; mitochondrion. The record is from RefSeq and is a predicted model, not a curated record. Lineage: Eukaryota; Metazoa; Chordata; Mammalia; Primates; Cercopithecidae.